UUCUUUCUCCUCGUUUAUCAUUCGCAGGUAAAAAAAGAAAUUAGGUAUUUCGCGACUGUUCCUCCAAAACAUUUCAUUAUUUUGGAACAUCGAAUCAGUUAUUUCGUCAUUAUUCGAAACGUGUUAACGUAAUUUAUACGCGUAAGUUUGUUUCGAGUAUUGCACAUUUUUUUGUGCUCUCUCUCUCACUCUCCUUUUAUUUUAGUGUGUUACGCGAGUAUUUUUUUUUCACGCCGAGUACGCGCGUUUGUACAGUGUGUUUUUUCUUAAAUCUAUAUAAUAUUUUUGUUUUCAAAUAAUCGGUUUAUUUAUGUCUCGAUAAAAAUGUCGUUUAAUGGUUGAUAUGACGUUAUUGAAUUUGUUAUUUAUGUGCAAAGUGCGAACCGGACGUCAUACAAUAUACCGAUUUUACGAACAUGUAAAGCAGAAAUCUAGCUUAAAUGAAGAAAGAAAGGAAAAAAUUUAGCCAAAGGAAAGACAGCAAGCAGAAAGCAGAGUAUGAUGGAAUUAAAGAUCACUAGAACAAAAAAGUUAUUGGUGGUGUUUGCUAUGAUAUUUGUACGCGCUUCAUUACAAAUGGAUACGACCAGCUCUACUGAUAUACAAAAAGUAGAAAAAAGUUUACUGUCUGUGCUAGGAUUAAAAAGAAGACCUAUAGUGGAUAGAAAAAAAGCUCAUAUACCGCAAGCCAUGAUAGAUCUUUAUGAACAAAAAGCAAAUCAUGAAUAUGAUACUACAUCUUUCCCGCUUCCUGGUAGUUUAACAAGGUCUGCGAACGUUGUGCGAAGCUAUACUCAUCAAGAAAGCUCGAUAGACGAAAGGUUCGUACACGAUCAUCGAUUUCGAUUGAGCUUCGACCUGAAAGACUUUCCCGCCAACGAAAUCGUUACUUCGGCCGAACUGAAGUUAACCAUAGUUCCUAAAAAAAAUCACAUAACAGACUGCAUCCUACAACGUAUAUCCGUUUACGAUAUAGUACAACCCGGUAUCAAAGGUAAAACUAGACCAAUACUGCGAAUAGUCGAUACUCGAAUUGUAAAUACGUCAGCGUCAGCUUCCGAGUCAGAGUCAGACCAUUCAACCGUAAGCUUAGACGUGUUACCAAUAAUCGAACGAUGGCUAUCGAAUCACGAAACCAAUUACGGCGUGCUGAUCGACGUGAAGUCACCCAAAGGCGACAAAAUUGCGUCACACGUCAGAUUAAAACGUAACACCGAGACCGACGACGAAGACAGUUGGCAGCCGAUGCAACCGUUGCUGUUCGUGUACUCGGACGAUGGAAAACCGAGAAAACCAACCAACUGGACGGAUACCAGAAGGAAGAAGCGGAGUAAUAGUAAUAAUGGUGCUCCGCUCAAGAGGAGGAAAGGUCGAGACGAAUGUAAAAGACAUCAGUUAUGGGUGGAAUUCGAAAAAGUCGGAUGGAACGAUUGGAUCGUAGCGCCUCCCGGAUACGAUGCUUUCUUCUGCGCCGGCGAGUGCCCUUCGCAGUUCGCCGAUCAUAUGAAUACGACCAAUCACGCCAUCGUGCAAACUUUGGUCCAUAGCGUUCAUCCGACCACCAUACCAAAGCCGUGUUGUGUACCCACAUCUCUAACUCCUAUUUCGAUGCUGUAUUUAGAUGACAACAGCAAAACCGUAUUGAAAGUCUAUCAAGAUAUGGUCGUCGAAGGUUGCGGAUGUCGGUAAAAGCGAUAACGCAGACGCCACAGUGCGGCUUCUUCAAAAAAAAAAAGUUUUUCUUAUUCAGCUAGUCUUUGCAUCGUGAUUAUCAAUUUUAAACGCUGUGAUCCCGUCAACAAAACAAUUUUACGAUGUAUAUAAAACCAUACUUAUAUAGUUUGUUUUACUUUUCCUAGUUUUUACCCAAUUUUUGUUCUUCUCGUGUACUCGUCGUAAUUUCCAACCCAUCGUAUUAUAUGUUUCCUUCUUCGUCUUUACGUUUCUUCUUCCUACUAUUCCUGGAUAACCUUAGCAACGUCCUAAGAAUUCAAUUUCAUUUACGGUUGGUAGCGUUUUUACUAAACUUAUCCCCCCCCCCCUCGAACUUUAUGGCGAGAGAAAUCGCUCUUCUUAUAUCCCCUCCCCAAUUUUUAUUAUUUUUAUAAAAAUUUUAAAUCGUCUCAAUUUUAUUCCCUCAACUCCGUCUUCCACUACUUGUUAUUUUUGUUCUUAUUUUUAUUAAUUUGAUCGUCGAAAAUCGAAUACUUUUUUAUCUAUUUUUUAAAAAAAAGUACGUAAACGUAUUUUAAUUUUUUUUUUUAGUUUUUUUUUAUCGUUCAAUUUUAUCGUCGCGUAUAUUUUUUUUACAAAUACUGAGAAAAAAUUCGUUUUUUAAUUUUAAAUUAAUUUUUAGCACAUAUUUCCAAGCGAAAUACAUAAACGAAACUUUGCUUCGCGAGAAGAAAUUUACUAUUUGAAUUUCUUAUUGAACUGGUAGUACGACGAUGACCUUGAGUUUUAUGCUAUUUACUCGACUUAUUAUCUCAUCGAUAUAAGAAAGCGAAAUUCCCUCUUCAUACUCUUUACUUUCCACCUUCUCGUACCUAUAUGUACUUCAAUAUCUGACUGUAUUUUUUGGCCAUCAACGAUGCUAAUGUUACCAAUUAUUUAUAUUUAGUAUCGAAUUGUCCUCUUUUUCUUCAUAUAUAUAUUUACUCGACCUUUACUCGUAUAUAAUAUAUCUAGGUAAAUGUACAUAAAUUUGCCAAAAUGUCGGACUAUACGUACGUACGUUGACCAGUGAAAUACUUAUUACAUAUAUCCUACCAUGACAUUAAAUUUAUCGACAUUACGAAAAUUCUUUCAUUUUUCUGGGACGACUUGGAACAAAAAAAAAAAAAACACAAAUCAAGAAACCAUUAUAGUAAUCAAAAAACACUAAAUAGUAGAAAAUUUCAUCAAA
Planococcus citri (citrus mealybug) is the source of this 2905-nucleotide messenger RNA. Its product is annotated as protein decapentaplegic-like. Gene Ontology annotation, molecular function: growth factor activity; cytokine activity. The coding region runs from base 499 to 1689 and encodes 396 amino acids. The transcript is spliced from 3 exons. Lineage: Eukaryota; Metazoa; Arthropoda; Insecta; Hemiptera; Pseudococcidae. Gene Ontology annotation, cellular component: extracellular region. The record is from RefSeq and is a predicted model, not a curated record.